Brienomyrus brachyistius is the source of this 3563-nucleotide messenger RNA. It is a transcript of the gene entrep2, whose product is annotated as family with sequence similarity 189 member A1. Gene Ontology annotation, cellular component: membrane. The transcript has 12 exons. The record is from RefSeq and is a predicted model, not a curated record. Lineage: Eukaryota; Metazoa; Chordata; Actinopteri; Osteoglossiformes; Mormyridae. The coding region runs from base 853 to 3132 and encodes 759 amino acids.
UUCUGCUCCAUGCUUCUGAUUUACUACGAAAACCCGGCUACAACAGCGCGACCCCAGCAGUGCUGCCCGCGCCCCCCGCCCCCCGCACGGCGCACACGCUGCUUGGCCGAGCGGGAGAGAGGAGCUGCGGCUCCGAGCGGCGCGCAUAACCGCUCCCUUCUCCUAACAGACCCCCACCGCUCAGCGAGCGAGCGGACACGGGAUUACAAACCCAUACCGCCGUUUGACAGUUGCGGCAAAAAGGAGCAUCACCGCCACGGCUGCUUUCCACGUGAGCUCGCACGUCCCCCUUUGCGGCUCUUUGUGUUCCUUAGUUAUAUGAGCGUUUCCUCCCCAAGGCGAUUCCCAGGCGGUGCUACGCACCGGGAUGAAGAUGCCAGUCACUUUAACAGCCGUUCCAUGGCAAAAGAAAGGGGAUGCGAGAUGAAGCGCGCCGCGCACCGGCGAACGGCUCCGUACCGUGCGGCUCGGCUCCCUGGGCUCCGCUUCGUCUUUUUUUCAACUAUCUGCCGAAAUUGACGGAUUUGUUUAUUACCAGCUGGUCUGCCGAUCGAGUGGCAUUUCGUGCCCAAAGAAAACAGCUGACACUUAAGCGCCGUUUUUGUAUUUUGCAGUUCGGCCAACCGCGCUGCUGUGACAAAUAUAUAUUUUUCUUGAACUGGUGCAGUUGACCGGUUUUUACGUCUGAAGAUAGUAAAAGUCACUGCCGCAUCGCCGAUGCCAAAGCCUGGGAUUUCGGAGUCUUUCCAAGACACCGAGCUGCUUCGGACUGUGAUCUGAUGGUGUUUCUCCAUCCCGCUUCUCACGUCGUUUUUAUUUGCAGCUGAGUUUCCUGCAGCGCGUUUCGCCGCGAUGAUGCCCGUCGGCGCGAUGCCCAGGGGCCGCUCGCUGAGCCCGGCGUCCCUGUCCCGGAGCCUUUCGAGGCUCAGGGGCUUUCGGACGCGAACCCGGAUCAUGCUGUCCCUCGGAGUGUCCCAGAUGGUCUUGGGGAGUCUCAUCCUGGCGGUCAGUUUCGCCGCCUUGGCUCUCACCACCUCGCCGAGGGUCAGGCAUUCGUGUCCCUUCUGGGCUGGAUUCUCCGUGCUUCUCUCUGGCUUGAUUGGAGUGGUGUCCUGGAAGAGGCCGCUGUCCCUGGUGAUCACCUUCUUCAUGCUGCUGUCCGCCGUCUGCGUCAUGCUCAACCUGGCUGGAUCCAUCCUGUCCUGUCAGAACGCCCAGCUGGUCAACUCUCUGGAGGCCUGUCAGUUGAUCAAGUUCGACAGUGACGGAGUGUGUGAGUGUUGCGAGAUGCAGCACCAGAGCUCCGGCUGCAACAACCUGGGCGAGACGCUGAAGCUCAACCCCCUGAGGGACUGCAACACCAUCCGCCUGCGUCUCAAGGAGCUGCUCUUCAGCGUGUGUGCCCUGAACGUCAUCUCCACCAUCGUCUGCGCUCUGGCCACCGCCAUGUGCUGCAUGCAGAUGGUGUCUACUGACGUGCUGCAGAUGUUCAUGCCACGCCGAUCACGUUCCAUGAAUGCAGACUGCAUGACCCCCCACGGCACCAUCCUGCACCAGACCCUGGACUUCGACGAGUUCAUCCCUCCAAUUCCCCCACCCCCCUACUACCCCCCAGAGUAUACCUGCACCCCGGUGAUGGAGACCCAGAGAGGGUUUCACCUGGACUUUCCCCACUCUCCGUUCACCGCCAUCUACGGCAUGCCCAUCAACAGCCCUGGGACACUGUACCCCUCGGAGCUGCCUCCGCCCUACGAGGCCGUGGUGGGCCAGACGCCAGCCAGUCAGGUCACCACCAGCAUGGAGCAGCAGGCCACCGAGUCCAGCCUUUGUGAGAGAAACACUACAGCUGGCUUCAGCACACAGGCCUCAGUGGACAGCGCCUCCCUGAUGGUGUCAGAGUUAGCCGAGCUGCCUGACCACAGCUGUUCCUCCGAAGACCUUUGUUCCCUGGAAGUGCAGGGCUCCCUGCGCUCCCCCUCGGACCUCUCUCCCUGCGACGCACCCAAUGCUGGUCCGAUGGACGGCAGCAUCACCAGCCUAGAGAACAGCGUACCCAGCUCGCUGAAGCACCAGCCCCACAGUGAGGGCGCCCACACCCAGGAGCGCUCCCCCGACUGCUCAUUGGACAACAUCAGCACACUGGGGUGGGAGGAGCCAGCCAGGGCCACGCCUAUGCAUUCCAGAGAGAAAGCCAAUAGGAUGCUAGCCCGUCCACCUCCUCUUCGUCCUCCUCCUGCCUCCUCCUCUGCUUCCACAGUCCAGUCAAGUGCAGCCCCAGCCUCUGUCCCGCCUGCCUGCCCCUCUCCCUCCCCACCGCCCCGGCCGCGUGGACACAGGCUGUGCUUCAGCGUGUGGUCCCCCUCAUCCUCUUCCUCAUUCUCCUCAGCAUCACAGCCCCCCUCGGGUUCCACAACCAGCUGCUUCUCACCCCCUGAGAAAACCCGUUCUGCACGGUCCGGCAGGAGGUAUCAACUGGCCCGAAUUGUGCGUUCUACCAGUGACCCCAUAUCCUGUUCGUCCAUCUCUAGAACAAACAGCUGUGCAUCCUCUGUGGCUCCACCUGCUGGAGAGUCUGCACAGACCUCACCUGCUCCAGAUGCACUCUCUAAACACGACCCUGUGCUGAAGACCACUAGAAGACCAGAGAAACGAAACAGCUUUGCUAGCGGGACAAGUAAAGACGACGGCAGGGAGGUGCGGCUCAAGCCGCGACUGCCCCGUAGCACGUCCGGCGAGCGGCCCCACUCCUUAGCUGACCUCAAGGCCUACAAGGACACAAAAAUCCUGGUGGCCAAGUUCCUCGAGCACUCCAGCUGCAAUCUGCCCCCCGAAGUGCAGCAGGUGGUCAACAGCAUCAAGUUCGUCAUCAAGUCCGACGAGAGACACAUGGAAGAGGCCAUAUUUAGUGCCAACGUCAUCGAUCAGAUGAUGAUGCAAUCCCAGGAUCAAGGGAGAAGCCCCCCCAGGAAGCACGCCCUUCAGGACUUGCAUCUACAGAGCUGCGGAGCGCUGAGCUCCUCCACUGUCUCCCUGCGUCCUUCCCGUACCCCCCCUGCUGCUGGGGCUGCAGGGACACCCCCAUCUGACCAUCCGCACAGCCCUGUCAGCAUGUGCCGAGAGACCAUCCUCUGACCACCGCCGAGCAGCCGGAAGACAAGCCUCUAAUGGCCCCUGGCUGCAUGUUGUAGGUGAGGCCAGGAGCAAACCAGCCACUUCUGGCAAGGGAGCCCAGCACAAGGCAAAUGCUGCCUCCUUGUGGCUGCCAGAGGUACUCCCUCAGUGACCUUCCCCAUGUUCCUAUUAUGUAAAUUAACUGUUGAUCAAUGUGAAUAACCAACAAAGCCAAGAGAGCAAGAACACUGUUUUUAAAAACAAAACAAAAAUAAAAAAUUCAACACAACUGUGAAUUGCACACUUGGACGACUGUGGCUCUCAGGAGCCUUGGGAAUGUUACCCCUUGACCUCUGAUUACAAUGGCGGACAGAAGAAGAUGGAUUAUUUAACUUACCUCAAUGUGUUACAAUUCAUAUCAGUGUUACAAUAAAAUACAAACUUUUUCUCUA